CUAAAAACAUAAAUAAAACAAUUUGAUUUUCGGAGAUUUUUAACAAAAUUUGCAAGUAAAUAUUCAGAGCAUUUUCCAAUUUUGUAACCAACCUGGACCUUUAGCUUAGAAGCUUUACCGAAUGGAGUCCAAGUUACUUGAAGUAUCGCCAGAGGGCCCUUUGACCUUCUCCACCGCCAAGAACGCGCAGGAACUUUUCAUCACGAAUGUGAGCGGCGAUGCGGUUACCUACAAGCUCCAAAGCACUGUGUUUGGAAAGUUUAGUAUUCGGCCACGCUGGGGCGUCUUGAGGGCAAAGGAGCAGAUCCAAGUUAUGGUCUCGAUGAGCCGGGAGGCGGAGCUCUCGAAGAAGGGCCGCGACAAGAUUGUCAUUCUCUGCAUGAAGGCGCCCAUGAAUGAAGUGGACUACGAGGCCACCGCCUCCUUCUGGCGGCGCAAUAUCUGCUACAAUCCGCGGGUCGAGAAGCAUCAGGUCAUCUGCCAGGAGGACAGCACUGAGCUUAAGGAUCACAAGCAGGAAGCGAGUCAGUCCAAGGCAUCGCUGCGCACUGAGAGAAAGAUCUGGCGGUAGUCUGGUCCAUAACUGCUUCUGGUCCUAAUGGCCACAAUGACUCGGUAAUUGGUUAGUCGUCUUACCCUCCAAGCAUAUGUACCUCAAUGGCCCAACAAUGUUGAUGAUGAGCCUUCAUUAAAAACUGAACUGAAA
Drosophila bipectinata is the source of this 706-nucleotide messenger RNA. RefSeq lists its product as uncharacterized. The record is from RefSeq and is a predicted model, not a curated record. NCBI's taxonomy places the organism in Eukaryota, Metazoa, Arthropoda, Insecta, Diptera, Drosophilidae.